AUGAGUACGAAGGAAAGUGAACAGUGGGAGACAGUUGUUGAGGGGAAAGCAAAAAUGUUGCUUCCUGAUCGUACAGUGUUCUACAAUCCCGCACAAGAGUUCAAUCGAGAUCUGAGCAUAUCUGUUCUGAGGACGUUUGUCAAGAUUAAAGCUGAAGUUUCAGACGAGGAAGCGUUAACUGUUGACUCCAAUGAUGCCUUUCCCCCAGAAAAGAAACGGCUGAAAACCGACAAAACGGGUUGGUCUAAAGGCUUGCGAGUGCUCGAAGCAUUAGCCGCCAGCGGCUUGAGAUCGGUCCGUUUCGCUUUGGAAGUGCCCGGUUUGAAGACAGUGGUGGCAAACGACUUUUCUGAAUCGGCCAUGACAUGGAUCAAACGCAACAUCGAAGGCAAUAAU
Molecule: messenger RNA, 396 nt
Organism: Soboliphyme baturini
Lineage: Eukaryota; Metazoa; Nematoda; Enoplea; Dioctophymatida; Soboliphymatidae
Source: the annotation of a GenBank genome assembly